AUGACAACUAUGAUAAAUUUUAUUUACACUACUAAAAAUGAAAAUAUUAAUUAUAAAAUGUGUAAAAUGAGUAUAUACUAUAUAAUUUUAACACACUAUGCUGUUAUUAUUAUAAUUAAAUUUAAAAAAAAAGAGAUGGGAGGAGGUAGAGAUAAAAAGAAAAAGAAUCAAAAAAAGAGCUUAUUAGUCGAAAAUAAUAAAAAGCAACAGAGUUCUAGUAAAGGAAGCAGCAGCAAUAGCAAUACCAGUAAUAAUAGUAAUAAUAAUAAUAAUAGUAAUAAUCAAGUUAAAAUCACCAUUAACGAAGAUGGUGAUACAAUAACAUUAAAGAGAAUUAAUGAUUCAUAUAUUUGUACAAACUGCUUAGAAUCAUUUAAUUUAAGUACAAAUAAAAAAGGUAUAAAUAACUAUUCAAGCAAUAUAAAGCCACCAUUAGAAUGUUCAACAUGCCAUGUUAAAGAUAUAGGUUCAAGUGCUAAACAAAAUGGUGCAAGUAGCAUCGGAAAAAAGAAGAAUAGAAUUCUUGAUGAUGAUGAAGAGAAUGAAAAUUUUGAUAAAGUUUUAGCAAUCGGAGAUGGUGUCAAAGGUUUAGAUAAUUUAGGCAACACAUGUUUUUUCAACUCAAUUAUGCAAAAUUUAACACAUGUAAAUAUUUUAAGGGACAUAUUUUUAAAAGAGCCUGGAACACCUGGAAGUAAAAUUCAUACAAGUAGCCCACUUACUAUGGAGAUGUACUAUUUCUUUAAUAAGAUGUAUAAAACUAAACACACCCACAUUUCACCAACAGGAUUAUUUUCAGAAAUUUGUAAAAAGUCUCCAAGGUUUAGAGGAUUUAAACAACAAGAUUCACACGAAUUAUUAAGAUAUUUAUUAGAUGGAUUAAUCUCUGAAGAACAAAACACAACUCAAAGAAGAAAGGACCCAACCUAUAUUGAUAAGAUUUUUGGUGGUCAGUUAAUUAGUAUAAUAACAUGUUUCCAUUGCGGCUAUGUUUCGAAAACAUACGAACCAUUUUUAGAUCUUUCUUUACCAAUUCCAUCACAAUCUGACAUUUCUGGUCACUCCAACAAAGCCAAAGGUCACAAUUUUGUUAUGCCAAGAGUCUCAACACCACCUUUAUUAAGAAAAUCAAACAUUGGUGUUUUAAAUGAAAUCAUUAAAAUUAGCGAUGAUAAUAAUUCAAAUAUUUAUGACUCUUUAGAUCCAGAAACCCUAAAGUCUACUGAUUCGCCACCAACCAGAUCAGAGAAAAAACUUUCCAAAGCUCAAAAGAAAAACUUAAGAAAAAAAGAAGCAAAACAAAAGGAAAAAGAAGAAAAAGAGGGUCAAAAUAAACAAGAGGAAGGAGAGGAGCUCAAAGACCAGAGUGAAAGUGCUAUUAAAGAAGAAGAAAAAGUUAAUGAAGGUUUACCAGAUAACAGUAAUGAAUUAGAUGUACCUAUUCAAUCAUUAUCAAAUAAUAGUAUUUUAGCAGACACCAUAAUAAGUGAUACCCAUAUACAAAUUCCAAUUAGAUCAAACUCCAACUCUAUACCGGGAUCACCAUUAUUUUCAAAUAUAUCAGAUACUAAUAGUAUUGGUGGUGAUAUUGACAUCAGCCAUCCAUUAAUUGAAACCAACCAAUCAAAUACUCCGGACGGUGCUGAAAAAAUUUUCGAUAGUCAAACCUCAAGAAUCAUAAAUAUCGAUGAUUCGGAUGAUGAGGACGAAAAAGAAAAGAAAAGACACCAACUUUACCUUCAACAACAGUCAUCCAUGUCAUCAUCGUUAUACGUAGAUGAUUCAAAGAUUAAAAAUGUCGACGAUGAUGGUUUAAACGAGUAUAACUAUAUAAUUAAAGAAAAAGUACCAGAACCAACUCCAGUUACAGAAUCAACUCAAAAUAAUCUUUGUGAUACUUUCAUCGAUGACUAUCAAAAUGAAUCAGUAAAUACAAUUGGUUUAUAUGACAAUAGUAAUGAUAAUAAAAAUAACAAUAGCAAUAAUAAUAAUAUAUUUACCGAAUCACCCUUAUCAACAGUUUCAAAUAAUAUCGUUGAGGAAAAGCAAGAUUCUAUUAAAAACCAUCAACGUUCAAUUAGUGAUUUAGAAAAUAGCUUUGAAUCCAUUAAAUUAAAUCCUGAAGAUGACGAAGAAAGUGGUAAGAACUUGGGUAAAAUUGAAGAAGAUGAGGAAGAGGAUUUACAAAAAGAACCAAUUGAUUUAAGGAAAGAUAUACCAUCCGAUGCCUACAGCGCAAACACAUUGUUAUCAUGUUUGCUUCAAUUUACAAAUCCAGAGUUACUAUCCGGUGAAAAUGGUUUUAUUUGUUCAAACUGUAAAAAGAUUUAUAAAGAAAAGAAAGCAAAACAAAGGGAACAACAAGAGUUAUUAAGAUUAGAAAAAGAGAGAGCUGCUGCCGCUAUGAAGCUUGAAUCGAUAGAAAUCAAUAAAGAGAAUGGUGAUAUUGAAAUUGACUCAAAUAAUACAGAAACCCCAUCAAGUCUAUUAGAAGGUAAAAAUUCAGAUGAUAAUAGCAGUCUUAAUAGUACUCCAGUCAUUAUCCCAAUUGAAAACAUUGAAAACAUCGAUAAUAUCGAAAAUUCAAUCCAACAACAUGACUCCAAACCAGCCCAAAAGAAAAACAAAAAAAGAUCAACACCAAAUAAAAAAGACUCAAAGAAAUCUAAUGAUGAUGAAGACGAUAUUGAAAAGUAUAGAAGAAACGCCAGUAAGCAAUAUCUAUUAUCAUCAACACCACCAUUUUUAACUAUUCAAUUAAAAAGAUUUAUGCAAACUAGAACAGGCUUCCAAAAAAAUUCAAAGAGAAUUGAAUUUCCAAUUGUUUUAGAUUUAUCAUCAUUUACUGAUCAAACUAAAAAUAAAAAAGAAAAAGAAAAGGAAGAACAAAAAGAAGAGAAUGAAGAAAAAGAAAAGGAAGAACAAGAAGAAAAUGUAGAGAAUAAAGAAAAUGAAGAAGAAAAAGAAGAAGAAAAAGAAGAAGAAAUUGAAAAUAUUCAUAAUCAAAAAUAUCAGUUAAAUGGUAUUGUUGAACAUAUGGGAGGAAUGGGUGGUGGCCAUUACGUUGCAUAUAUUUAUGAUGACUAUAAUGAACAAUGGUUUUAUAUUAGUGACAGUACAUUUAGACCCAGUAGUCUAAGCCAUGUAGUUUCAAAUGACCCAUAUUUAUUAUUUUAUAAAAAAAUUGGUGUUAAAACCUCGGAUAUUUUCAAUUCAAUCAAAAGAGUUUUAAAUGAAAAAAACCAAUCAUUAAAAAAAAUAAAUAAAGACAAAGAAGAAAAAGAAAAUAAUAGUAAUAAUAAUAAUAAUAAUAAUAGUAAUAACGAUACAAAUAUAGAUAAUAGCAAUAAUAGUAAUAAUACAGAAAAUAAUAGUGAUACAAUUAUAGAUAGCAAUAAUGAAAAUAAUAACAAAAACGAUAAUGACAGCAAUAAUACAAUAAUCAAUAAUGGGGAAAAUAUUAAUGAUCAAGAUAACAACACAAUCAGUGAUAAUAAUAACGAUAGUAUUGAUAAAAAUUAAACCACCAAUAAAAUUUAAAAUUUUUUGUGAAAC
Dictyostelium purpureum is the source of this 3555-nucleotide messenger RNA. RefSeq lists its product as uncharacterized. The record is from RefSeq and is a predicted model, not a curated record. Bases 1 to 3522 code for a protein of 1173 amino acids. NCBI's taxonomy places the organism in Eukaryota, Evosea, Eumycetozoa, Dictyosteliales, Dictyosteliaceae. Gene Ontology annotation, molecular function: cysteine-type deubiquitinase activity; cysteine-type endopeptidase activity. Gene Ontology annotation, biological process: protein deubiquitination. Gene Ontology annotation, cellular component: cytosol; nucleus. The transcript is spliced from 5 exons.